Drosophila obscura is the source of this 1940-nucleotide messenger RNA. RefSeq lists its product as uncharacterized. Gene Ontology annotation, molecular function: metal ion binding; RNA endonuclease activity; single-stranded DNA endonuclease activity. The transcript is spliced from 4 exons. The coding region runs from base 788 to 1858 and encodes 356 amino acids. The record is from RefSeq and is a predicted model, not a curated record. Gene Ontology annotation, biological process: apoptotic DNA fragmentation. Gene Ontology annotation, cellular component: nucleus; mitochondrial inner membrane. Lineage: Eukaryota; Metazoa; Arthropoda; Insecta; Diptera; Drosophilidae.
AAUUAAAUGACACAAUAUUUCUGUACGUGUAGUCCACAUCGGAAAGGUCGUACAAUUCUCUUUUCAAGCCAUCAGUUUUUGUGGGGGAUGUUCUUAAAGUCUGCACCGGUGCCUUCGGUGUGCUCCACCAGUGGAAAUCUGCAAUCAGUUCAACCAUGGCCCUCAACAUUAUUCCCGUUCCCAAGUGGAUGUACUCUCACUGACUUUCACCGAAAACAAAGGAUUGGACGACCUGUUCAAUGCCCAAACUAAAUGGAUCUGCGGUGGGCGGGGCAGGAAGGAUACACAUUCUGCUGCGAGAAAUGGGGCUGGCGAUGAAAGUUGCAAUUUCUGAGCUGCCGCCACAGAAUGCCGCACUGUUCAGAGUGAGGACGGCGCUGGCGGGGCAACAGCUCUGUGGGCAUUCCAGCCACACCACUGUUAGCAAUCCAGCUAGCAAGCUGUUGCCCUCGCUCUCGCUCCUGCUCUCGCUGCCGACAGCCCUCGGCAGGUUUAGCCCCACCGAUCUACUUUAUUUCGGUUUUUCCACAUGCCGGCUUUUGCGCGCGAUAUAUACAUACAUAUUUAACUACAAUUAACCCUACGAAUAAGAGCCUAAGCCUGUAACCUUGAAGAAAUUGGAACUGCCUUGUAUUUAUCUGUGGGAAAUCAACUGUGGAACACAUUUGGCAACACAUUUGAAUAUAGAUCUAUUAGAUUAUCUAUCAAGCGAUCAGAACUCCAAGAAUACAAAAGCUCCGGGAGCCGUAUAAAUGCCAGUGGCUGAGCCUACCAAUCCACAAUCACCAUGGAAGCCCAACAGGUUGUACGAUAUCUGCUGCUUUGCAUCGCCAUUGGACUGGGAUUGGUCCUUCAGGCGGAGGCCGACUGCCCACUCUCCCGUGCCAUGAUUGAGGGCACCAAUCGCAUAUUUUCCAACCGCGAUCGCACGGGAAAUUACGCCCUGAAGCGGGUCCAGAGAGUGCAAACUGGCGAGGUGCUUCACAUGAUCUGCCAGCCGAACGACAUCGUCCAGACCACCUGCCAGCGGAACACGAACUUCUCCCGACCGCUGCCGCUGCGAUGCAACAACCCCAUGGCCGCCAGUGCCACAAUCGUCACUGAUGCAUCCUGUCCGGCCACCAUGUACUCCAUUGGCUACACGAUCAACAACAGACGACUGGAGCUGUAUCGCGCCUGCUACGAUCGCACCAAUGUAAGGGCGAUCUUCACGAGACACACGGUGUACGGCAAAACCUUCUACCCGACGCGUCCCUGCGCCGACUUCAGCCGAGAUGGAGCCCUGAGUGAGGCGGAUGCCAGGACCUUCACCGUCCGCAGUAUCUACGAUGCCUUCAGGCGCAUCUUCGGCAACACCCAGACAUAUAUCCGCAAUAAUCGGGAUGUGAUCAUCAAUCGCGGACACCUCACUCCCUCGGCCGACUUCCUCUACGGCGAUCAGAUGUGCGCCACCUUCAAGUACGUGAAUGUGGUGCCGCAGUUCAAGAGCAUCAACGACCGGAACUGGGAGACAAUCGAGCGCUGGGUGCGCAACCGCAUCCGAGGUGGUGGCUCGCUGAUGAUCAAGACGGGUGCUGUUGGCAAUCUCAUCCUGCCCAAUCGUGCACGGCCACCCGUCCCUCAUCGCGUAAUCCUGGGAACUGGCACCAAGAACCCCGUGCCCGAGUGGAUGUACAAGGUGGUGCGAACUUCCACCAACCAGCCUCUGGCCGUCUUCCUCACGUACAACAACAUUUACGCACCACGCCGUCCAAAUGCCCCAGCAUUUUGCACUAGCGUUCCCUGCCCCAUGCCACUGGUCAACACGGCAGUCGCUGGCUUCACCUACUGCUGCAAUGCCACCAUUUUCAAUCUCUAAUAUGAUCGUGCUUCCACUUAUUUUUAAUGAAAGCAGUAGCUUUGGUUACUCCUAAAUAUCCCAGAUAAAAUAUACUCGAUUA